Molecule: messenger RNA, 360 nt
Organism: Telopea speciosissima
Lineage: Eukaryota; Viridiplantae; Streptophyta; Magnoliopsida; Proteales; Proteaceae
Exons: 3
Coding region: 56-310 (84 amino acids)
Source: RefSeq, a predicted model, not a curated record
GGCAGCAGAUCAAGGAAGGCGAUUUACGAUUUCUCUGUAUCUCUCUCUGUAUGGUAUGGGGAUUAUUAAGAAAGAUAAGAGGAGUGAUUCUUCUUCUUCAACAUCACCCUGUGCUCAUCUCAGAGUUGCAUAUCACCAAUGCUUCAACAGGUGGUACUCUGAGAAAUUCUUGAAGGGCCAGUGGGACAAAGAGGAAUGCGUAUCCGAGUGGCAGAAAUACAGAGCUUGCCUUUCUCAACAUUUGGAAGAUAAACAUCUCAGUCGCUUCCUUGAAGCCGAAGCUAAUGUCUAUACUCCUGAAUCCUCCUGACUGACCCCAGAUGAGAUGAUUCUAUUUCUACCCAGGCAGCACUAUUGAUG